CUGUGGUUAUACUUGCCAUAGUUGCCAUUAUAACGGAUUGUUUUCUUUAUUGCACAGGUACACGUUGAUUUCGUAAUGACAAGCUGCUGUGCAGAAGAUGUCCACGCUGUCUGUGACUGAUAUCCCAGAUGUUGGUCAUGAUGAGAGUAAGGUGUUUGACGGGGCCUCUGAGCUGCAGCUGGACUGCAUGGUUGAGGAGAGCAGUGGAAGCACCACAAUGAAGCACGAUGGCCUGCUGUCGCUGGCUGACCUCUCCCAGCCAGAUGACUUCCGCGUCCCCCCACAUAAUGGCCCUUCACUAACUGACAUGAGCAGCCCUCUGCCGGUAGAGCCGAGCGACAUUAAGUUGGAUCCAUCUGCAGGUGACACAUCUGCCAGCAUAGAUGGCCAGCCAGUGAAGAGAAAGAAGGGGCCCGCGCCAAAGAUGCUCGGCAAUGAGGUGUGCAGCGUAUGUGGUGACAAGGCCUCUGGUUUCCAUUACAACGUGUUGAGCUGUGAGGGCUGCAAGGGCUUCUUUCGGCGCAGCGUCAUUAAAAGUGCCCAGUACAACUGCAAAAACAAUGGCCGCUGUGAAAUGGACAUGUACAUGCGGCGCAAGUGCCAGCAGUGCCGCCUGCGCAAGUGUCGGGAGGCGGGCAUGCUGGAGCAGUGUGUGCUCUCUGAGGAGCAAAUCAGACUGAAGAAGAUGAAGAAGCAGCAGGAGGAGGAAACAGCCCGCACGUCCACAGUGGUCACCCCCACCCCUCCGCAGGAAACAGCCGCGCUCGAUCCACAGCAGCAGGAGAUGAUUGAGAAGCUGGUGGCCAUGCAGAAGCAAUGCAACAAAAGGUCUUUCCUUGACCGACCGAAAGUGACACCGUGGCCACAGAGUCAGGACCUGCAGAACCGAGAAGUGCGUCAGCAGCGGUUCGCCCACUUCACUGAGCUAGCAAUCAUGUCUGUCCAGGAGAUUGUGGAUUUUGCUAAGCAGCUUCCUGGUUUCCUGGAGCUCACGAGGGAAGACCAGAUCGCUCUACUGAAGACAUCAACCAUUGAGAUUAUGCUGCUUGAGACAUCACGGCGGUACAACCCUGCUAUCGACAGCAUUACAUUUCUGAAGGAUUUCAGCUACAAUAAGGAGGAUUUCGCCAAAGCAGGGCUUCAGUUUGAGUUCAUUAACCCCAUCUUUGAGUUUUCUAAAGGAAUGAACGACCUGCACCUGGAUGAGGCAGAAUAUGCGCUGCUUAUUGCCAUCAACAUCUUUUCUGCAGAUCGCCCGAAUGUGCAGGAUCACGAUCUGGUGGAGAGGCUGCAGCAGCCCUAUGUGGACGCACUGCGCUCUUACAUCAUGAUAAAGAGACCAAAUGAUCAUUUGAUGUUUCCCCGUAUGCUGAUGAAGUUGGUGAGCCUCCGCACACUAAGCAGCGUCCACUCGGAGCAGGUUUUCGCCCUUCGCCUCCAGGACAAGAAGCUGCCCCCGCUGCUCUCUGAAAUUUGGGACGUGAACGAGUGAUUGCAGACCCCGAUGUCACACUCUUUUUGAAGCUUGAGACAGACAUGGCAUCCAGCAGGAACACUGACUCAUUUCUGGCCAUCUGGUCAGGGAUUAGUGAGAUUUUCGUCUCGUGUGGGAGGAGAGCAUUGUCGCCCUUUGCUCUCAGACAGACUGCUAAAAGGUUCUGUGUUCGAACGGCGAAACAUGAACACCUAGUUGUCUUUGAGCCUUUUGUUGUUCUUAAUUUUGUGUAGAUGCUGACAUGGUUGUGGCGAUAUUAAAAAACCAGCAUCAGGCUCUGUAGCCAGUUUUCUUUGAUUUAAUAUUUGUUGAAAGUUAUGUCAAUUUCUAGUGCAGUUCUAUAGUCAUCCUCUAACAAUUAUAAUCUGAGCAGGUCUUAGCUGUGGCUGUCUCAAACGUCAGGAUUACAGCUGCACAUUCAGUUGAAAUAGUGAUUAUUUUCGCAGUCGUGCAAUAGGUGGAAACGGAUACAGAGUUAAGCAUGAGCAGACGCAUAUCUGCUGUUCACUUUAUUGAUGUUAGGGUUAAAUGGUAGGCCAUCUGGUUGGUAUUGUGCGUUGUGAUAUGGCAACAAAUACUUGGUGUUCCUUUUGGAGAAAGUGCAGAAAUCAAAAGGUUGGUGUAGUCGCUCAGGUAAAGUAAUGUGAAGUAGACCUCUAGAAACUGGAGGCUUCUUUAAUUUCCAUUAGAUUAGUUUUCUUCCAAGUGCAUAAGGGACCCUUUUGGUCAUUUCUAGAUGCCCAUUAACUUUCAUGUAAAAUUUUAUAUUUAUUUUCACAAGACAAAUGUAUAGCGUGCACACAUGAAAAGUAUCCACAAGAUUGUACAAUCACAUACUAACGCACAUGAAAGUAGAACUGCAGACUGUGCCCUCGUUAACAGGAAAUGGUGAUGUGACUAAAAAAAAUUUUUUUAUUUUAUUUUUUUUACACAGAGCACUGGUACCUUGAGAUAGGUGGUACUAAUGUCCACAAAUUCCAUGUAAAGAUUAAAUGUUGGUUAAAAAAGGAAGUCAAGCAACCAUCUGUGUGACCCUCCUUCCAAAUAAAUGAAAAUCCAUCCUGACAGAGUCGUAUUCAUAAAUCAUAAAAUGGAAAAAAAAUUGCCUCUAUUAACACCUUAUUCAUCGUUACGUGUAUGUGACAUGUACUUCUAUUCAUUUCAUUACAAAGCGGUUCAGUUGUUUUCAUAUUCUGAUUUGUUGUUUCAUCACUAGCAUUUAAAAGUGUGACAAAUGUAUAAGCAACAUAUAGUUUGAACAGGAUAUAGAGAAUUUGACAGCCUUUUAUUUUUGAUAUCGUGUGAAUGACACUGAGGAAAAAAUGUACAGCUGAUUUUCAGAUUGAUCUUAACCAUAGUCUGAGUAUCAUUCCUGUACGGGUACUCGACACCAACAGCUUUAACUGGUCAGAUUUUGUAAAGAGUAGUAAGAGAAGAAAACCAAAACCUCUAUUAACAGGAAUCAGAGAACAACAGGAAAUGAGUAGAGACAUUAAAGUUAUAAAGUCCUUUAUAACGACAGAGAUUCAGAUGUUGAUACUCAUGCUGUGUUUUCUCCUGUGCAGUGUAAACUUGAAAUACGUAACAGACGAUAAAGAAAUGUCAACGCAGAUUUAUAAUCGUGUAGUUUAUUUUCUCUUCAUGUGUCGAGGGCUGAAAACUGUUCGACAUAAAGCCACUGCAGCCAGUGUUUGGAGUGACAGUAACCUCCUCAGCUGUCUGUGUAUCCAUGUUCAGGUACCACCACUAGCUCUCAUACCUUUAGAUGUCCAAAGCAGAUUUCUCUGUCCAAACAGUUUCAACCAGGCAUUAUGAUGUUUUGUAAUGCUUUUUUUUUUUUCAAUUUCUUUUGGCUUCUAAUUAAUGAAAACUGCGUUCAACUGCUGAGCUGUUGUAGCUGUUAUGGAACAUUGAUUGUAAUACGCAGUAACAGGCACAAGUAACGUCCUCAGUUAUAGUAACAGGCAGGCCUAGUGCUAAUUUUGAUUUCAGUGUUAGACUUGGUUUGUGUUAUUCUCUCUUUACUUCAUUCACAAACAUGUCUGUAAUGCAUUAUGUUCUGUUGGAAUUAGAAACCUGUUGUGGAUCUCCCAGAUGCUCACCAGACAUUUUUGCUUGCGCGUCUUUCACACCCAGUCUUAAAGGUCCAGUGUGUAGGAUUUAGUGGCAUCUAGCGUUGAGCUUGCAGAACUCAAACUGCUCCGGUGUCUAACGUGAAACUACGAAUUCUGCUAUCUUGAGCUACUGUUUGGUUUGUCUGUUCUGGGCUACUGUAGAACAACAUGGCAGACUCCGUGCGAGAGAGGACCUACUCUGUAUGUAGAUAUAGGGCCCGUACACAUGCCACGUCUUAAACUGCCUGGAAAACGCAAGGAGUUACUAUUGGGCUGUUUUUGUGCCAGCCUUUAGGAGUGCGGCAGGUUUGAUCUGAGGUUGUAACAAGCACCAUAUUGAAACUUAUUUACCUGAAAUCCUGAGUGCAGAGCUGAUCUUCCAGGCGCUGUUAAUAAGUGUGUAGGCCUAUCGUCUGUGGGACAGAUGUAAAAUUGUGGCAGCCCUGCACCAAAAUGAUCACCUUUUCCGUAUUUAUCACAGAAUGACAUUUACGGGAGAAGGGAAAGAUAUUUGUUGGCUGUGAGUGGUUGUUCCAGAAGAUGAACAGUGUCGCUCUGUUUGAGCACGCCUGCCAUGCGUCUACGUUGAAGACAAUUCAAGGGCCAGAAAAAAUGGCAUAUGUACGUCCCCAUAACCGGUUCGUUUUUUAAGUAACGAAAACACAACCAUUAUUAAUUUCAGGUAAUUUUACACUAAUCAAACAUAGUUAUGAAUAUCACAUUCAUUUCAGCCAAUAUUCAUUUAUCCAUAACCGCUUAUCCUGUUAGGGGUUGUGGGACGGCUGGAGCCUAUCCCAGCUGACACUGGGCAAGAGGCGGGGUAUACCCUGGACAGGUUGCCAGACUAUCACAGGGCUGACACAUAGCGACAGACAACCAUUCACACUCACACCACCAAUUAACCUGCAUGUCUUUGGACUGUGGGAGGAAGCUGGAGUACAGGAACCCUCUUGCUGCCUAUUUCAGCCAAUAGAUGCCUCUAAAUCCUUCAAACUGGACCUUUAACACAUCAAGGGUAUACUACAGUACUUGCUAAUGCAUCUUUACUAAUGAUAAAAGUAUAAAUUGCUGAGUUCAGUUCAUGUUUGAUCUAUGCAGUUGAUUUUUUGUUUUGUUUUUUGGAGCCAUAAAUGACAGUUCACUGCAUCUCUGGCCUCGCUGGGCGAACGCUGUUCGACUGUGGUAGACAAUGAUCAAAACACACUGAGCUCCACCUGUUGGUUGCAUGACUGAACACAAACAAGUGGAUGUUUUCCCUCCACAUUCUUUAUCAACAGCGGUCUGUUCUUGCGCCUGCAGAAUCAUCACAGCAACAACAGUAAAUAGUCUUUUCCUUCCUCGCCCGCGACAGUUGCUCAGAAAAUCACCUGACAGAAGCCCCACAGUUCAGUAAUUACUUUUCUGUUCCUGGAAGCGAGUGACAACAUGAAGAGUUUCAUUCCCAUUCUUAACUACAUUAUGUUGCAUUGCUAAUUUGAAAAGUUGCCUGAAUUAAAUGUCAAGCUUGAUAUCAGUAAAGUUAAUUAACGCUCUAACAUAAGGAAGAGUUUCCUGAGGCGCACGUUUCCAUUCAGCAGCAACACAUAAAGACAGAAUUCAAAAUGGUGUCCUGGCAUUUUCUGACCACGUAUUGUAUCAAGCCUUUUGCCUUCCCUCUCGAAAUUUGAUUUACUUUGUAUUGAUGCUCUAAAAUGUUUUUCUUAAUGAUUUUCUUACUUCCUUCUAACCCUUUGGAAAUGUGUUUAAUGGUUUUCUUUUUGACAGGUGGAUCAAUAUUAAAAGAAGCAGAUUAAUGUGAGAGAGUGCAGCAUUUCCAAACCAGUAAUUUGUUUCUUUUGAGCCCCUUUGUAUUGAAAUGUGAGGUUUGCUUUUGGUUUUUGGUUUGCUGCUUGCAGGGUAUCUGGAGCCAAACAUUAACCAUUAUGUUUGAAAGUAGCCUCUGUAAUAUCGGGGUUAAUUUUACACCAUGGCCUGAUCGAAUUCAAGCUCCGCUGACAGACGGGAUUUAAUGAAAUUAUUUUGUCAUGGUGUGCUGAACAAAUGGGCAAAAACCAUUAGAUGUUGGCACUUAAAGAGGCAGCUCACCCCAAAAUCAAAAGCACAUAUUUUCCCUCUUAGCUAUACGGCUAUUUAUCAGUCUAGAUUGUUUUGGCAUGAGUUGCAGUGUUGGAGAUGUCGGCUGUAGAGAUGUCUGCCUUCUCUCCAGUAUAAUGAAACUAGGUGGCACGUGGCUUGUGGUGCUUAAAGGGACAAGAAAAAUACAUUUGAGAAACAGCGUUGAAAGCGUGCAUGUACUUAAUGGCAUCCUUCUUGGCUGAGCUGUGACGUUAGCUAGCAGUAGAUGCACGCUUCCUUCUGUCUAGUAUAGCUCAGUAGAAAGAAAAUAGUUCCUACAUGGAACUGCUCACAACAAAGUCUGUUGAUUAUCUUGAGUAAUCGGGUCAUGAUUUCUGGAAAGAGACAUUGCUGUCGAGUGUUUCAAAUUUAUUUUGUGGCGCCUUGAGCACCACAAGCUGAGUGCCAUCUAGUUCCAUUAUAUUGGAGAGAAGGCAGACAUCUCUACGGCUGAUAUCUCCAACACGCAGCAACUCACACCAAAACAAUCUAGACUGAUAAAUAGCACUACAGGUAAGAGGAAAAAUACGUGUUUUUGAUUUUGGCGUGGACUGCCCCUUUAAAUCUUUGUUUCUUAGUGUACAUGUUAUGUUAAUGUCGUAGGUAUCGAGGUUAAUUGUACUGUAUAUACUGUAAUUGUCAUCUGAUCUCACUUAAUUCCUGUUUUCAAAGGGUGACACUGUAAACAUUGUGGAUGUAUAGAAAUGCAAACCUAUUUUAAUACUUGUAACUCCUGAAGAACUUCUGUUUUGUAUGUACAGUAUAAAUUAAAGCUAUGCUGUAGUGCUGAGA
Molecule: messenger RNA, 6516 nt
Organism: Epinephelus moara (kelp grouper)
Lineage: Eukaryota; Metazoa; Chordata; Actinopteri; Perciformes; Serranidae
Gene: nr1h3
Product: nuclear receptor subfamily 1, group H, member 3
Exons: 9
Coding region: 98-1492 (464 amino acids)
Biological process (GO): negative regulation of transcription by RNA polymerase II; cell differentiation; positive regulation of transcription by RNA polymerase II
Molecular function (GO): zinc ion binding; RNA polymerase II cis-regulatory region sequence-specific DNA binding; nuclear receptor activity
Source: RefSeq, a predicted model, not a curated record